AUGGACGUUUCCGCGGUCCCGCGACCACACUCGUGAGUUUUUUUGAUCUACCUACAGUAUCCCUGUCUACAGUACCUACAGUAUCCCCUUUUGAUUUUCCAGGGGUUUGAUCUACCUACAGUAACCCUCUUUGAUCUACCAUAUCUACCUACAGUAAUCUACUUUGAUCUACCAGAUCUAUCUAGAGCACCCCCCCCCUUAUUUACAGUACCCCCCCUCUCCCCUGAUCUACCGUACUCUCAAAAUUACAGUACUCCUCGCCCCACCCAACAAUAUUAUGUGCCACGUCGGCUACUCGAGUGUGGUCGCGGCCCGCUUUCAAAAUCCGAUAAAAAUGAAGAAAAAGUGAGUUACUGUAGGGCUACAGUAGCCCGAACUGUAAAAGAUUUUGCAGUUUGGAUUACUGUAGAUCCUCAGAAAAUCUGGAAGAUGCACUUAAAUUUUGCAGUUUGAGAUACUGUAGUAUGAUUGUUAAUUGUAAAAUUGUUUUUACAGUAAUCCAAACUGCAAGAUUUUUUGGAUUACUGUAGCUCAAAUUCUAGGUCAAAACUACAGUAAUCCUAGCGUACUGCAACAUUUAUUUGGAUAACUGUAGGUAUCCGAAAAUAUGUGAAUUUUGCAGUUCGGAGUACUGUAGUCUAUUUUUUUGUAGUUUUUAGAACUAUUUUUUGUAGAUACAGUAACCCGAACUGCAAAAAAAGUAAUUCAAACUGCAAGAUUUCACAAAACUACAGUAAUCCCGGGAUUACUAGAGUACUGUAAUCAAACUUACAAAGAAUCUUGCAGAUUACAGUAACCCGAACUGCAAAAAAAACCACAAAAAUUGUAAUUGUAGUUCGGAUUACUGUAGACCACUAAAACCUUGGAGUACUGUAAUUCAAACUGCAAGAUUUUUUGGAUUACUGUAGCUCAAUUGAUCUUUGAACAUGUUUAGCUAAAACUACAGUAAUUCGAACUGCAAAUAUUCUCGGAGUACUGUAGUCAACCCCAAUUUUUUUGCAGGUUCCCAAAUCCCCGCCCUCAAAAUCAGCGCCACGUUCGCCGAAACCCCAAAACCCCACACCAAAAUCGAAGCCCCGCCCACUAAUGGAACAAAUUCUCGCGCCACCCGCCACUCUUUUCCCGCCACAACAAAAAGAGAAAAAGGUGAAAUUUGCGGCGCCAACACCGCAAAUUUCAAAAAAAUCCAAAUCCACGUCAUCAUUCUCGUCCUCUGCGUCUCCCACCUCAUCGCGAUCCUCGUCGUCUAUGUCCUCGCCGCCAACACCAUUCACCAUAGUUGCACCCAGCCCAAUUGGUGUCACCAAAUCAACGCCACGUGUUCUGCGGCCUCAAAAAUACGCGCGAAAUCCAUUUGCACCCACGAUUUCCGCCGUUUCACACGCUUGCAAUUGUGACAGAUCAAAUACACACAUUUUUUGUCAAAGGUGGGUUCUGGGAGCGAAAAUUUGGAGCAUUUUGAGCCCCAAUAUGCCUGGGGCAAUUUCAAAUUUCUAAAAAAAAAGAAAAAAAAGUAGGUCGCGGCGGGGGUCGAACUCGGGUGUUGCAAAAGUCUCUAAUCCGCAGACACACGCGCUAACCACUCGGCCACGCGGCUGUUUUUUUUUCGUUGUCGAAAUUGUCAUAUUUAAAAGGCGCGCUCGAAAGAUAGAGAGGAUACUGUAGAUUUUCGUGGCGAGACAAGAUCUUGAUCUAGAUUAUAGAUUUAUUGUUAGAAGAUUGCGGUCACCUAGGGUUACUGUAGUUUUAGGUACCGUAUUCCAGACUGCAAAUUUGCAGUUCGAUUUGAAUAAUUAGACUUUCGAGCUACAGUAACCCGAACUGCAAAAUGAGCUGCUAGAGAAGCAGAGAAACAGGGCGGCUAGAGAGCUAGAUAGUUAGAGACACAGAGAAGCUAGAGUGUUAGAGACGCAGAGAAAUCAGACAGCUAGAUAGUUAGAGACGCAGAGAGGUCAGAGAGUUAGUGACAAAAACCCUGCCGCAAAAUUGCAAAAAGGGGCGGAGCCUAGGCUUGUUUAGUAUCAAAUUGAAGCAUUCAAAAAACCCUGCCGCAAAAUUGCAAAAAUGGGCGGAGCCUAGGCUUGUUUAGUAUCAAAUUGAAGCAAAUUUUGAGAAAAAGAUAGGAUUGCUCAUGUUAAACCAAAAAAAAGUGUUUUUUCUGCAGAUGUGGCUAUGAAUGCAUCGGUCGAGUUCAUCAAACUUGCGGCGUUCACCCACUAAUAAUCGCUCUCGACGAUCUUCGCCAAUGUCCAAAUUCCACGUGUAAAAGCACACAAAUCAUCGAGUUGUUAGGCGAAAUCGAAAAUUGUUGCGAAGAUUCGGAGUUGAUCGAAAAGCUCAGCGAACCGAUUCAUAAAAUCGAUCUUCUUUCGGAUGAUUGA
This is a messenger RNA of Caenorhabditis angaria, 2381 nucleotides long. The record is from the annotation of a GenBank genome assembly. NCBI's taxonomy places the organism in Eukaryota, Metazoa, Nematoda, Chromadorea, Rhabditida, Rhabditidae.